AUUACAAUUUAGAAUUUACUGGCCUGGGUUGGCUGGUUUAGGAUGAAAGAGCUCACGCUUGCAGAGACUUGCAUCUACUCGACGAUGUCAACAAGCUAUCGGCACCAUACGCAUUCAGCUGGCAUUCGUCCACAUGGAAGAAGAGGAUGCUAUGGUGCUGGACACUGAAACUCGAUUUCAAGUGUGCUACGAUGAAGGAACAAAAGUUGAAGGACUCUUGGCAAGCGAUUUAGAUGAAGCCGAAUGCUUGUCUAGUAGCGAGACAGAGACUGCCGAUGAAGACAGCAGCUGUCAUGCCAGGAGCACCCUGAUGUUUGUGCAGGAGCCAAAUUUGUCUGCUAACUGCUGUUUGGACCAAGAUAGCUCGUCCGAAAGUGAUUGCUCUGCCUUACCUGAGACAAGGUCCAUCCCCGACAAGCUGCGAAAGAAGAAAAGCAAACCCGUUCGCAUCCGGCAGCCACUUAAAACCGAAUUUGAGUGCAAAGUGUGUGGGGCGACCGGCGAAAUCAAGUACUUUAACUCAAACCGGAUCCUGCUGCGUCACCUGACAGCGGCGCACGGGAUCGACCUGGAACUGCAAGGGUCGCAAGCGUGCGUGUAUUGCGUGCGCAGCUACAAAACCAAGGCGUCGUACCUGAAGCACAUCAUCAAGGCGCACCCUCACCUCCAGGUGGAAAUGAAGGCCGAGCUGAUGGAUCGCAUUCAGCAAAACGUGGAGCGAUUGAUGGCCGACAAAGCCAGAAGAAUCCGCCUUGAACUUGGCCUGUCUGUCCGGGCAGAGCAGCACAGACCCCUUCCUUCAUUUGACACGCUCUUGCCACUCACACCGACUUACAAAAGGAUGUUAGCUGCCCAAGCAGAAGAACCGUCUAAGCACACUCACACACACCUCUUGGACACAGUUAGGCAGGACUGUGUAUCCACCACGUGGCAGUCCAACUCGCUCUGUCCUUCCUGAAUGAAGAUCGGCAUUGUCAAUUCUUCAACCUAAAUUAGGGAUAAGAUUAUUUAGCAAUAAAUAUGUUAACCUU
This is a messenger RNA of Cloeon dipterum, 1031 nucleotides long. RefSeq lists its product as uncharacterized. Bases 134 to 958 code for a protein of 274 amino acids. Lineage: Eukaryota; Metazoa; Arthropoda; Insecta; Ephemeroptera; Baetidae. The record is from RefSeq and is a predicted model, not a curated record. The transcript is spliced from 2 exons.